CACACCCUCUCUCUCUAUAUAUAUAUAUGAGCCCAUUCUUAUAUAGAGUUCAUUAAUGGACUAAUCACACCUCAAACAUUAUAAUGGGAAAAGGGAGUAUGCAAAUUAUUUUGUUAAGAUUGGGAAUAGCUUUAUGGGGUCUGUAUAUCAUUGGAAGUGUGUCAUCACAUGAUCAACCAUUUUCAAAGAUUUCAAUACAUGAGACUGUUUUUGCUCUUAAUGAUGCUGCUUAUGCUAAAGCAUCUCCUUUGGUUCUUGGAUUAAAGGGUCAAACCUCUGAAUGGUUGACUUUAACAUUGCACAAUCCAAACCCAUCAGUUGAUGACUGGGUUGGAGUAUUCUCGCCUGCCAAUUUCAGUGCUUCAACGUGCACCCCUGGCAGUUCGAUGGUGGCUCCACCAUUAUUAUGUACUUCACCUAUUAAGUUCCAGUAUGCCAAUUAUAGCACUCCUAACUACAAAGACACAGGAAAAGCAUCAUUGAAGUUUCGAUUGAUAAACCAAAGAUCUGACUUCUCUUUUGGAUUGUUUUCUGGUGGAUUAUCAAAGCCAAAACUUGUGGCAGUUUCAAACUCGGUUGCUUUUGCAAGUCCAAAUGCACCAAAUUACCCUCGUUUAGCACAAGGAAAGACUUGGAAUGAAAUGACUGUAACAUGGACGAGUGGAUAUGGAAUUGAUGCAGCGGAACCUUUUGUUGAAUGGGGUCGUAAAGGCGAGGAGAAGCAACGUUCUUUUGCUUCGACACUGACUAUUGACAGAAGCAACCUGUGUGGAGCACCUGCACGAACUGUUGGUUGGCGUGAUCCUGGAUUCAUUCAUACGGGAUUCUUGAAAGAUCUGUGGCCCAACUCAAUGUACACCUACAAACUAGGCCACAAGCUUUUGAACGGUUCGGUUAUUUGGAGCACAGUUAACCAGUUCAGAUCAUCUCCAUACCCUGGUCAAGCCUCUUUACAACGUGUGAUCAUUUUUGGAGAUAUGGGAAAGGAUGAAGCUGAUGGGUCAAACGACUACAAUAAUUAUCAACACGGUUCACUUAACACAACCAAACAACUUAUUGGAGACUUGAAGAGCUAUGACAUAGUCUUCCACAUUGGAGAUAUCUGUUAUGCCAAUGGGUAUCUCUCACAAUGGGAUCAAUUUACUGAACAAGUGGAGCCAAUUGCCUCUGCAGUACCUUAUAUGAUAGCUAGUGGUAAUCACGAGCGUGACUGGCCCAACUCAGGGUCUUAUUAUGAGAACAACGAUUCAGGAGGAGAAUGUGGUGUUUUGGCUGAGACUAUGUUUUAUGUUCCUGCUGAAAACCGAGCUAAAUUUUGGUACUCUACAGAUUAUGGAAUGUUCAGAUUUUGUAUUGCUGAUACCGAACAUGACUGGAGAGAGGAAACUGAACAGUAUAAGUUCAUUGAGCAGUGUUUUGCAUCUGUAGAUAGACAAAAGCAACCGUGGCUUAUAUUUCUUGCACAUCGUGUGCUCGGUUACUCAUCUACUUCGUUCUAUGCCACGGAUGGAGCUUUUGGGGAACCUAUGGGGAGAGAGAGUCUUCAAAAGCUCUGGCAGAAGUACAAAGUUGAUAUAGCCAUUUAUGGUCACGCACACAAUUAUGAAAGAACUUGUCCUAUUUAUGAGAAUACUUGUACGAGUAACGAGAAGCACACUUACAAGGGAAGCUUGAACGGGACAAUCCAUGUGGUGGCAGGAGGUGGAGGAGCAAGUCUUUCGAAUUUCGCCAACAUUAACACUACUUGGAGUCUAGUGAAAGAUGUCGAUUAUGGGUUCUUAAAACUCACAGCUUUUGACCAUUCUAACCUUCUGUUCGAAUACAAGAAGAGCAGUAAUGGUAACGUUCACGACUCCUUUACAAUAUCUAGAGAUUACAAAGAUAUCUUGGCCUGCACAGUUGAUAGUUGCCCAACCAAAACUCUGGCAACUUAGCCUCAAACUUAUGCUUCAACGGACAUUUGACUUCAAAUUACUACCUUAUCUGUUUAAUUAUGUUUUUUGAGUGUACAAUUCUCAGUUGGCCUCUAUUUUUCCGAGCACAAGCUUUAUAUAAAGCGAUCUUUUAAAGUAUGGCAUUUGAUUGUACCUGUGGAUCCAGUAUAGUAUGAUGAAGAGAUAGAAUGAUUUAAAGCUAGACUAGUUGCAUAAUGUUAAAACAUUCGGUUGACAUUUUGAUUCUUAAUUUGAGUGUUUGGAAACAAACUGUUAUAGCUUUUUGAUA
Messenger RNA from Erigeron canadensis, 2223 nucleotides. Its product is annotated as probable inactive purple acid phosphatase 1. The transcript is spliced from 13 exons. The record is from RefSeq and is a predicted model, not a curated record. Bases 84 to 1934 code for a protein of 616 amino acids. Gene Ontology annotation, molecular function: acid phosphatase activity; metal ion binding. NCBI's taxonomy places the organism in Eukaryota, Viridiplantae, Streptophyta, Magnoliopsida, Asterales, Asteraceae.